UGUGUUGUGGUACGACCGAAACUUCACCUGUCGAUUUGUCACAGCUGCAACAAACAAAAAAAUGUGAUCUUUGUACUCAGAACCUCAAAUCAGCCUUGGCCACGUGUAAAAAAUACCCACUGUAGCCUUUAUAAUUCGAAUUUACACGUUGGCGCUAUUUUGUGGACUCCAAACUUAGCAUUUCCCUUUGAUUCCUGUGGUAUUGGAACUGUUCAUUACAGAGGAAAGUCGGACUAAAAUAUUUCUGAGAGAAACGAGCCAUGGAUAUGAGAUUUCUGUUAAUUAGUGUUCUACUGUAUGUGAUACAGACAGGGCUCUGUGUUAAAGAGGAAUCAGCACAUGGAGGUCACAACCCAAUCCACAAAGAGCAUUACCAUGACGGGGAGCAUGACUCACACUACGAUCACGAAGCCAUUCUGGGAGACAGGCAGCUGGAGAAGGAAUUUGAUGAGUUGGAGCCUGAGGAAGCCAAGCGUAGACUGGGGAUACUAGCCAAGGAUAUGGAUAAAAACAAAGAUGGAUAUGUAUCCAAGGAGGAACUUGUGGAUUGGAUCAUGAACUCCUUCCGGAAAUUGGACAUGGAAGAUUCCUUAGAACAAUUUGAGGAAUGUGACGAAAACAAUGACAAUAAAGUAACGUGGAAAGAGUACCUAACGCGACACCACGGCUUCAACAUCAAUGAUUACAAAGACGAUUACGCCACUGAAAAGGAGGCUGUAGAGGAGUUCACAAAGGUUCUUGAUGAAGAUAAGAAGAAAUUUGAUGCGGCCGAUGUAGAUAAAGAUGGAGCCCUGACUAAGAAGGAACAUGUGGCCUUCCUUUACCCUGCCGACUUCCCUCACAUGCAUGAUAUAGAACUGGAGAGAACUCUCCAGGAACACGACAAAAAUGGGGAUGGGACCAUUACAAAAGAGGAAUUCCUGGCUGACACUGAUAAAAAUGACAAGGAGCUUUUAUUACUGGAAGAGGAGAGGUUUGGUGAUUUUGACAAAAACAAAGACGGAGUUCUUGAUAAAAAAGAGAUUACGGAUUGGGUGCUUCCUGACAAUAACGAGGCCGCAGUCGAAGAGGCGGAUCACUUAAUCGAGCGGGCAGACAAUGAUAAAGAUGGCAAACUGUCCAUCGAGGAAAUUGUCAACAACCACGAGGACUUUGUCGGAAGUCAGGCAACCAACUACGGAGAAUUUCUUCCCAAGGAUGAACUUUAAUGAUAAAAUUUGACUAAGUCUUCUUUUUAAUUAUUAUCUUGACUUUAAUUUACAUGGUUGUCAGUAUUUUUUCUAGGUGAACAGCUUUUGUAAUACAUAACGAAUUUACAAUGUUUAGAUAUGGAUACAUAUAUAUUUUCUGACUAUUCUCUGGAGUUGUAAUUUUUUUUCCCACAAGAUCAUUUUUUUUUCUCCAUACAGACAUUACUUUCCCUAGUCAUAUUGUUUUACCAAAAAAAUUAAUAAAGCAAUUAAAUAGAAUUAAGAUUUUUUAUUUUCAUAAAAUCAUUCCAUGUUGUAUGAAGUAUAUUUUUACAGAUGUUGUGUGAUUGUGACAUUCAGUAUAUAUACAUGUAUGUUAGUUAUUAUUUGUAAAUUAAUGCUUGCAAAGUGGAGAUGCACCGUGCUGAAAAUUAUGUUCUAAAAUUGAUAUGGUCUGGACCAUAACUAUUUUUAUUUGUGUAAAUGCACACAUAUACGAUGUUGACCAAUUACAUAACUAUUUGUCUAGACUACUGUUUUGCACUUUAAUUUUCUACUGCUUCAAACUUUUUUAUUAAAGCAAAUUUAAUUAUAAAUAAGAUAAAUGUAGAAUAUAAUUUUAUCUCAAAUGUCUACAAAUUAAAUUAUUUUUUGUGACAGAAAUACAAAGGAUAAUAAUAUGCUUUGCUUUAAUGUGUUACAAGAAUGUGUUCAGCAAUACAAUUGUAAGUUAUGUUCAUGCAAGCUUCCAUGUGCAAAUGUGAAUGUAAUUUUGUCUUUUGAAUGCGAGAAAUGAACAAUGUGUAUUUAAAAAAAAUGUCUACCUGAAGUACUCUAUUAAUUAAAGUAAAUAAAAAAUGUAUUACUUUAAA
Molecule: messenger RNA, 2062 nt
Organism: Saccostrea cuccullata (small rock oyster)
Lineage: Eukaryota; Metazoa; Mollusca; Bivalvia; Ostreida; Ostreidae
Product: calumenin-B-like
Exons: 6
Coding region: 261-1208 (315 amino acids)
Cellular component (GO): endoplasmic reticulum
Molecular function (GO): calcium ion binding
Source: RefSeq, a predicted model, not a curated record